Bombus impatiens (common eastern bumble bee) is the source of this 4024-nucleotide messenger RNA. RefSeq names its product Golgi apparatus protein 1 (gene Glg1). The transcript has 13 exons. Gene Ontology annotation, cellular component: Golgi membrane. NCBI's taxonomy places the organism in Eukaryota, Metazoa, Arthropoda, Insecta, Hymenoptera, Apidae. Gene Ontology annotation, molecular function: fibroblast growth factor binding. The record is from RefSeq and is a predicted model, not a curated record. The coding region runs from base 196 to 3600 and encodes 1134 amino acids.
GCAAUCUGUCCGCGCAAAGUUCGGUAUUAUACACGAGUGUACUAUUAUUCGUGACGUUGACAUUACAUAGUCCAUAAUAACAGACGAAAAGAAUAAGAAAAAAAAGGAACGGAAAUCUCAUAAAUGUACUAAAACAGUGUAAUAUGUUUCAUGGAAAAUAAGUUCUAAUUGGAGAAGUGAACCUAAUUCAUAAGGAUGGAACAUAAGACGAAUAUAAGAAGCAUUUUAUUUGUGAUUUUUCUACACUUGUCGGUGCUAAAUUGUACUCACUUGACGAAAACUUAUUUUAAAGAUGAAAUUACAAAUAAUGGUGACAAUAUACCAAAAAUCAGUUGGUUAUUUAGCAGUUCUGCUGACAGUUCCGUUAGAGUUAAAAGAGCCAGCAUAAUCAAGUUAAACGAAGAUAGUUUAUUAAAAUCUAUGAAUAUUAAGUGUCGACAAAAUUUAAAUCGCCUGUGCGGUGAUAUUACUAAAAAUAACGACGAAUUAAUGCUGUUAGAAUGUAUUCAAAGUUUUAAGCCAACUGAAGUAUCUGGUAUUGAUGAUGAAUGCCGACAAGCAAUCUGGGACUAUAUCUUAAAUGUUACAGGUAACUCAAAUAUAGAACGUUUAGCUAGAAGAACCUGUGGCAAAGAGUUAGAUUCAUUGGAUUGCACAGCUUUUGGUAAUAAACAUGGAGCGUAUCUUUCAUGUUUAAUUGAUCAAAGAGAAAAAGUCAAAAAUCCUCAAUGCAUUACAUAUAUCCAAAGGUUGGAAUGGAUUGCAUUCAGUGAUUUUAGGAUUAUAACACCAUUUUCUUCAGAUUGUGAAAAUGAUAUUAAAAGAUUCAAAUGUGACAAGGUACAACCUUACAGAGACAUAUCCCAAGGACAAAUAUUAGCUUGUUUACAAGAACAUGUUAAUGAACUUCAACUUCAAUGUAAAAGACAUAUACUUCAUGUAUCUGAGAUACAAGCAGAAAAUAUCAACUUAGACCGACAAUUGUAUUUAGCUUGCGAAGAAGAUCAUACCAGAUUUUGUCCAAAUAUUAGACCAGGAAGUGGUCAAGUAUAUAAGUGUUUAAUGCAACACAAAACGGAUAGAUCUAUGACAACAAUGUGCCAAGAACAGCUUGCAAGACGAGGGAAAUUAAUUGCAUCUGAUUAUAGAGUUAGUAAAGGACUGGUUAAAGCUUGUAAAGAUGACAUUAAAAGUAAUCAUUGUAGAAGAUCUGUGUUUGAAGAUAAAAACAUAAGACUUGCACAAAUUCUUCUUUGUUUGGAAUCUGCGGCAAAAAAUGGUAGUAAAAUUGAUAAUAACUGCCAAGCUGAAAUGUUUGAUCAUAGAAAACUUUUAAUGGAAGAUUAUAGAUUAUCCCCUGAGAUAGUUGAUGGUUGUGCUAAUGAUAUUACAGCAUUUUGUAAUAGUUUAGAAGUUGGUGGUGCAACAAUUCAUUGCUUGAUGGAGCAUACAAGACCAAGAAAGAGGAAAUCGCGAAUAUCUAGUAAAUGUCAGAGAGCGUUAGAGGAUCUAAUUAUGGAAGCUGAUGCUGGAGAAGAUUGGAGAAUUGAUCCUGUUUUAAAGGAACAGUGUGAAUUAAUUGCUAAUGUAGUUUGCAAAAAUGUACAGGGAGGUGAUGCCAGAAUGAUAUCCUGUUUAAUGGAACAGCUUGGUACAGACAAAAUGACAGAAGCUUGUGAAACUGCUUUAGUUCAGAUACAAUAUUUUGUAGCUAGAGAUUUCAAACUGGAUCCUCAAUUGUAUAGAGCAUGUAAAUAUGAUGCAACACAUCUAUGUCAUGCAAGAAAUGCAUGGGCUAGUGAUGGAAAACAAAUGGAUCCAGAAAGAGGACCUCUUGUUUUACCAUGUUUAUAUAGACAUGUGUAUCAUCCUCAAAAGAAUAUGACAUUAAGAACAGAAUGUCUUGAAGAAAUUAGACGCGUUAUGAGGCAAAGAGCAGUAAAUGUUGAUUUACAACCUGAAAUUGAAGAAGUGUGUCUGGCUGAGUUAGCAUCAUUUUGUUAUGACAAAACAGCAAAAGGAGAAGAAAUAUUAUGUCUUCAAGAUAAUUUAGAACGUUUAAGCAAAAAUUGCAAAUUAGCAGUCGGCAAUUUUACGGAAGAACAAGCAGAACGUGUUGAAUUGAAUCCAAUAAUUUCUACUGCAUGUUUCCAUAUCAUAGAGCGUCAUUGUGAGGAAGUAUUAAAAUAUGGUAAAGAUGAGGGUGAUAUGAUGGAAUGUUUAAUAGAACACAAAAAUGAGAUAGAAGUGCGAUCUGAUUAUAAAUGUAAAGCAGCAGUGGAACACUUCCAAUUGAUAUCAUUAAAAAAUUACCACUUUACCUAUAAAUUUAAAGAAGCUUGUAGACCAUCUGUUAAAAGAUGGUGUCCAAAAUCUAAAACUAAGGCAGAAGUAAUAGAAUGUUUAAGUACAAAAGUGCAAGAAGAUAUAAUAAAAGAUACUCAACAUCACAUAACAAAAGAAUGUAGACAACAGUUAAAAGCGCAGCUUUAUCAACAAAGAGAAAACAUUCAGUUCGAUCCUAUCUUACAGGCACAAUGUACAAAUGAUAUUAAACAGUAUUGUUAUGAUCUUGAACCAGGAAAUUCUCAGAUUCUCGAAUGUUUAGCGGCACACAAGUCAAAAUUAACAGAUGCGUGUCAUAAACAAUUGUUUAAAGUGAGGAAACAAGAAUUCCAAGACAGUUCAAGCGAUUUCACUUUAUUAAAUAAUUGCCGAGCGAUGGUAAGGCAAUUCUGUCAUGAUAUAAGUCGUUCACAAGCGUUAGAUUGUUUAAAAAAAUAUAAAGAUGAACCAACAUUUGAUGAUAAAUGCAAAAAUAUUGUUAUUCGAAGAAUGAUUGAACAAAACACAGACUACAGAUUUAAUACUGCAUUACAAAUUGCAUGUUCUUAUGAUAUUAAUAAGCAUUGUAAAGAGGUUUUAUUAAAUGAACCUACCGAUAAAGAACUUGAAGGAAAAGUUAUAAGGUGUUUAAAAAUUAAAUUCCGAGAGUCAAAACUUUUAAUAAAAUGUGAACACCAAAUGACUAACAUACUUAGAGAAGCAGCUUUAAAUUACCAUUUAAAUCCAUUAUUAGCCACAAUGUGUGCACAUGAGAUUGAAACAGUUUGUAAAGCAGAUGACAAUGAUCCAGGAGCUGUAGAAGAAUGUUUGAAAAUGGAAUUUAAUGCUGGAAAUAGAGAUAUGAAAGAAGAAUGUCGCCUUGAAAUUGCUGACUUAAUAGAACAAACAAGAGCAGAUAUUAAUGUAGAUCCAUUAUUACAGAAAGCAUGUGCCGUCGAUGUCAAUAAAUACUGUAGUGAUAUUCCUCAAGGCGCAGGGAGGCAUAUCAUGUGUUUACAAAAUGUAUUAGAAGACAGUAACAAGUCUCUACAACCUGAUUGCUAUAAGAUGUUAACUACAAGGAUCGAAAUGUUCAGAAAUGCAGCUAAGUUAAUUGGACCAAAUUCAAUCCAGGAAUUGUACUCAACGGUAAAUCAAUCUCCCGCAAGACGAUAUUUCAUGAUUAUUGCGUUAACAAUGAUUGGCUUAAUUUUCAUCACCGGCUUAUUUUGUGGGAGAGUAACAAGACGAACAAUGUUAAUGAAAAAUAAGUGAUAAAUUAUAGUGAGAAAAAUCCGUCCUCGAAGAUUUUCUAUCGCUGUAAUUAAAAAGAAAAAACAAAAUCAAUUCCAAGUAAACAUCGAAACAAAGAAGAAGAACAGAGUGAUUGUACUGGUGACCUUCCUGCAAGAUAUCAAACUGUGCAAAAUUAAGAUAGAAGUUGCAUUUUUUAAUAUUUUUAUUUAUCUCCUUUUUUAAUACACAUAUAAAUUUAUAAAAGAGAGCGAAAGGGAGAGAGAGAGAAUAUAUAUAUAUAUUCAUAUACAUAUUAUGUACACGAAUCUACAAUUUGUCAUUCAGUAGUAUUAUCAUAAAUAUAAAAAACUGUAAGAUUGAAUGAAUGUAAUGUAUGAUAAAUUGAAAAUGAUUUGCAUUUAAGGUAGAUUUUAAUAAAAAAAAUAUAUUAAUAGAGAAUAUA